This is a messenger RNA of Rotaria sp. Silwood2, 492 nucleotides long. The record is from the annotation of a GenBank genome assembly. Lineage: Eukaryota; Metazoa; Rotifera; Eurotatoria; Philodinida; Philodinidae.
AUGUCACUUCGAAAAAUUCUAAUUCUCUCUCUGAUUUUGGCUACAUUAAUUGUACCAUUUACUCAAUUAUCAUUUGGUUUUUAUUAUAUUAAAUCGAUUGAUUUAUGUCCACUUCAACAUGAUAUUGCGUUAUUAAUGUCUAUUGGUGGUGUAUUUCAAGCAAUUUUCUUUGCUGCUGCUUUUGCUUUUAUUUAUUUAAUAACACCGGCAAGAUUUAAAAUAGGAGAAAAAAAAGAAAGCAAUCGAAUUUCACAAAUUCUUAUUGGUUGUAUAACAUGUAUAGUUGGCACUUGUGCGAUUAUAUUUUUUAUUCUUAUACAAGUUCGUGUAUAUGGAAAUUAUAAAAAAUUUCAAUGGAACGAUGCUACUAAACCAAAUUAUUGUUUAUUUACAAUUUUCUAUAGUGCUUUGGGAUCAAUAAUUGGUACUUAUGUUGCUUUUAUAUUGUUUUCUACUGUUACGAUUAUAUUACUAUUUGGAAUUGCAGCAUAA